Molecule: messenger RNA, 1245 nt
Organism: Corythoichthys intestinalis (scribbled pipefish)
Lineage: Eukaryota; Metazoa; Chordata; Actinopteri; Syngnathiformes; Syngnathidae
Gene: hoxa5a
Product: homeobox A5a
Exons: 2
Coding region: 57-878 (273 amino acids)
Biological process (GO): anterior/posterior pattern specification; regulation of transcription by RNA polymerase II
Cellular component (GO): nucleus
Molecular function (GO): DNA-binding transcription factor activity, RNA polymerase II-specific; RNA polymerase II cis-regulatory region sequence-specific DNA binding
Source: RefSeq, a predicted model, not a curated record
CUCCCCUCGCCGUCAAAACGAGCAAAAUCCAGCCCGAGUGGAGGAAUUGUCAACAAAUGAGCUCCUAUUUUGUGAACUCAUUCUGCGGUCGCUAUCCCAAUGGCGCGGACUUCCAGUUACAUAAUUAUGGGGAACACAGUUCGGCGGACGAGCAAUACCGAGACUCCAACGCCAUGCACUCCGGCAGGUACGGUUAUGGCUACAACGGGAUGGACCUGAGCGUCGGCCGGCCCGCCGCCACAGGACACUUUGUACAGCAACAGCAGCAGGGCGGCGAGCGGACGGCCGCCUUCUCCCCGACCCACUCAGCGGCCGACCCCGGCAGGUACACGCCGUCCGCCGGCGCCAACUCGGCCAACUCAGCCGCGGCGGAACAACCAGUCCCGUGCGGCUCCACUUCCUCCCCCGGCGAGUCUCGUAGCCAGCACCGAGCCGCCAAAAACUCCCUGCCCAGUCCGUGCUCCGGCUCCAGCUCCAGCGGGGGCACACUGCUGCACAACCGAGACUGUGCGCCCAAGGGCACCCCCCUGGACGAGGAAAAGCCCACGGGGAGUGCACCCGGAACGCCACAGAACGACCCGGCCCAGCCUCAGAUAUAUCCGUGGAUGAGGAAACUACACAUAAGUCACGAUUUGUCCGGUCCGGAGGGCAAGCGUGCCCGGACCGCCUACACCCGCUACCAGACGCUGGAGCUGGAGAAGGAGUUCCACUUCAACCGCUACCUGACCCGGCGGCGGAGGAUCGAGAUCGCGCACGCCUUGUGCCUCUCUGAGAGACAGAUCAAAAUUUGGUUCCAGAACCGCCGGAUGAAGUGGAAGAAGGACAACAAGCUGAAGAGCAUGAGCAUGGCUGCGGGCGCGGGGGGCUACAGGCCUUGAUUGGGACCCCCACCCACUCGCCCCCCACUCCUGUCACCCGAAAAUCAAAGUUGCAGAGACUAAACUCCACUAUAUCUCCUAUUCUUUUCAUUUAGUGGUCAAAUAAAUGUACAGUUCUGUCUAGAUUUAGAAAAAAAAAAACGAAUAAAUGUUGGUUUAAAUUAUUUCUCGUGGAGAAAAAGAAGGGCAAAAAUGCUACCUAAUGAAAAACCAUGCAGCGAAUGCACUCAAUGUACACUCACUUGUUCCAUUUUGUGUAUACCUCCAGUAUGUUGUGUAUUGUAUUUAUUUGUGCGUUGUGCUAAAUUGAGAGAGAAAAAUGAACUCCAAAGUGAUUUUCGUCAAGUGGACAAUUGUAUUUUACAUU